Molecule: messenger RNA, 321 nt
Organism: Volvox carteri f. nagariensis
Lineage: Eukaryota; Viridiplantae; Chlorophyta; Chlorophyceae; Chlamydomonadales; Volvocaceae
Exons: 3
Coding region: 1-321 (106 amino acids)
Source: RefSeq, a predicted model, not a curated record
AUGCAGCACCGUACUUUCUUCUACUCUUCUUGCGUUCUCGGGCAAAACGGACCGAUUAACGGAACGUAUGACGACGGCGACGGCGAUGGCGACAACAACAACAUCCAACACGCCAUGUACAUGCAAGUUCGCCGCUGCCACCCGAAACAAGGCGAGGGCGCUGUAUCAGGACGCUGCACAGCGGCUCCCUCCGGGGGCGGUGCUGCUCUGAAAACACGACAGACGCUCAAACGGCGCCCGCCUGAACGGCACCACAGGACUCAGCUAGGGCAAAGGCUUUCUGAAUCCCAACCCGCCUACUCCAAAGAGAACCCGGGGUAA